GAACCCCUUCUUGGAUCACCGUUAUCAUGUCUUCAACAACGCGUCCAAUCGUUUUCAUGGAUAUCAACAUCGGAGAGACACCAGCGGGUAGAAUAAAAAUGGAGCUCUUCAGUGACAUUGUCCCAAAGACUGCCGAGAACUUCAGGCAGCUGUGCACCGGUGAAUGCAGACGUGAUGCGCGACCCCAGGGUUACAAGAACGCAACUUUCCACAGAGUCGUACCAAAUUUCAUGUGCCAAGGUGGAGAUUUUUUGAACGGCGAUGGAACAGGAUCGUUCUCGGUGUACGGAAAGAAUUUUCCCGAUGAGAACUUCCAAGAGAAGCACACGGGACCUGGCUUACUUUCUAUGGCGAAUUCAGGCCUAAAUACCAAUGGAUGCCAGUUUUUCAUAACCACCGCGAAAUGCGAUUUCUUGGACGGAAAGCAUGUGGUCUUUGGAAAGGUUAUCGACGGCAUGUUGACGCUUCGCAAAAUUGAGAAUGUUCCUACGGGGCAGAACAACCGACCAAAGUUGGUCGUGAAGAUUGUCGAGUGUGGGGAAAUGUAAUUGCCCGUUCACAAAAGCAUCCGUAGGAUAACAGAACACCUGUCCGAGUGAGGAGGCUUUGGAGUCCAUUGGACCUAUUCAUUGAGGACUUGUGGCGUAAACAUAGCAUGGACGGCAUUCAUUGCAUGUACUCAUUUCAUAAUUCAAUCUUUAACCGAGUCAAUCACGGGAAUG
Messenger RNA from Suillus clintonianus, 722 nucleotides. Its product is annotated as cyclophilin-like domain-containing protein. Gene Ontology annotation, molecular function: peptidyl-prolyl cis-trans isomerase activity. Gene Ontology annotation, cellular component: intracellular membrane-bounded organelle. The coding region runs from base 27 to 548 and encodes 173 amino acids. The record is from RefSeq and is a predicted model, not a curated record. Gene Ontology annotation, biological process: protein folding; protein peptidyl-prolyl isomerization. The transcript has 10 exons. NCBI's taxonomy places the organism in Eukaryota, Fungi, Basidiomycota, Agaricomycetes, Boletales, Suillaceae.